Drosophila serrata is the source of this 1638-nucleotide messenger RNA. It is a transcript of the gene spz4, whose product is annotated as Spaetzle domain-containing protein 4. The record is from RefSeq and is a predicted model, not a curated record. Gene Ontology annotation, molecular function: growth factor activity; Toll binding. Lineage: Eukaryota; Metazoa; Arthropoda; Insecta; Diptera; Drosophilidae. Gene Ontology annotation, cellular component: extracellular region. Gene Ontology annotation, biological process: innate immune response; central nervous system formation.
AGUCCCAAUGGCAAGAUGUCACGCCGGGGUCGCGCCCAGAUGCUGGCAGCGAUUCCCUGUGACCUGGGCAAACAGGCCUUCUGCCACCUGCCUGGCACUGCCUAUCCCUGGCAUGCUGUCCGGCGGUUUGUCCACGAAAAUCAGGGAUUGAUGAAGCGAAUGUACGGGGAUGUGAGGCACAUAUCCAUCUUACGAGAUGAGAUCCAAAACAACGAGGUGGAUGCGGAUGACAUAGAGGAAACGGCGGAACGAUACAGCAAAGAUGCUGGCCGCAGGAGUGCCAAGUACUUGAUGCGCGGCAGGGAUCGGGAUCGUGAUCGAGAUGAUUUUGGAAGCUUCAAGAACAACGAUGUGCUGAGGGAGCCACAUUUUCGACCUGUCUCAACCAGCACCACGAGCACCACAAAGGCUACGACGACAACUGCAGCGCCCACAACUAGUAGUAGCACCACGGAAAAGAGCAGCAGUGAGGUGUCUUCAUCCACAUCUGGAAAUGUGACCAUUUCUGAAGCCACAACUUCGUCUACUGUGGCUCCACCAUCUCCCAAAGAACCUGAACUAGAGGCCGAAAUCGUGGAGAUUCAGCCCAGUCCAGAGUCGAAUAGUGUCUACGAAUUAGUGCCAUCUGCAGUUCCAUCAACCACCAUUGGAACACCUUCAACUCCUGAAGGUGAAAAUAUCCAGAUUGUAGAUUCUCCACAGCUGGGAUUACGGAAUCUCAGUGGAGAGGCUCAGCCCUCUCAGGAAUCACUCACUGCCACCACUUUAAGGCCCACAGCGCUGCCCAAGAGCUCUGCUGCUUCUCCGGUUAAAAAGAGGAAGCCUGCAGAGACCACCACAGCUAAUCCUCCCAAAUCCUCCAGCUCAACCUUGGCACCAAGCACUACAACAGCCACUCUGCUGAUUCGACGCAAUAUGACCAAGUCCUCGAUAGCAUCCUCGGCUUCUGUGACCACACCCGUGAGCUUUGCCUCGCUCUUCGCCGGCACUUCUGGUGGGGCCUUCAGUCCGGAGAGGUUGCGCAGGCCACUGACCACCAGUAGCACCACUGUGCCAGCUCCAGCUGCGCAACUAGGUGGACUCCAGACGGGUACCAAAUCGGGCCUGCUGAGGGAGGGGCAACUCUUUCAGGAUGCCAUGAAGCAGGAGCCGGUUGCUGUGGCAAGCAACCUAAGGGGAGUUAAUGCCUGUCCCGUUAAGGAUGAGGUGGUGGCUCCAUUUUGGGCCAAUAACACACGCGGUGAGGUGCUGGCCCUGCUCAAUCUGUAUCCCUUCGAGCAGUAUGUCCACUGGGAGAAGUGCACCCACGAGUACAAGCAAAUGUUCUGCCGCGAUGGAUGCAGGUGCGAGCAGCAGUAUCGCCUCCACCGGCUUUUGGCCUAUGAUCCACACAAUGAGUGCAGGGGCAUCUUCUCCGAUUGGUUCCGGUUCCCAUCCAGCUGCAUUUGCAAGUGCUACAACAUCCCAAUGGAGUUUAGGGCCAUCCGCAGUCCACGCUCCGACAGCAGCUUCGACGGUCCAGCUCCAAAGUCUGAUCCCAUCGAGGCGGCCGAGGCGGAGGUCCAGAGAGCCAUAUACGAGCACGCCACGGAUGAGUGGUACCGUCCACGCGAUGAUUUUGACUUCUUAGAGGGUUAA